This is a messenger RNA of Cladophialophora carrionii CBS 160.54, 1755 nucleotides long. RefSeq lists its product as uncharacterized. NCBI's taxonomy places the organism in Eukaryota, Fungi, Ascomycota, Eurotiomycetes, Chaetothyriales, Herpotrichiellaceae. The record is from RefSeq and is a predicted model, not a curated record. The transcript has a single exon. The coding region runs from base 1 to 1755 and encodes 584 amino acids.
AUGGAAUACGCAACCCUCGAGUCGCGUCUGGCGACAUUCGAACCACCGACCAAACGCUCUAAAAUCGGCUGGCCGCACAAAACACCCACCCCGGAAGAAGUCGCCCGGGCAGGCUUCUACUACAAACCCUCGAAAUCCAGCAAUGAUAACACCAUCUGCUAUCUCUGCGAAAGCCAGCUCGGUGGAUGGGAGCCCGAUGAUGACCCGGUCGAAGAGCACUUGAAGCACUCGCCACAGUGCGGGUGGGCGAUAUUGAUGAACGCGUCGCAAGAAGCGAAGCAACACACCGAGACCAUGGAAGAUCCCACAGGGCAACUCCUCGCAGAUGCACGGCGGGCAACUUUUGCGGCUGGCUGGCCACAUGAGUCAAAGCGAGCAUGGAAAUGCAAGAUAGAGAGAAUGGUCGAAGCGGGGUGGCAUUUUGCACCAGUUGCAGAGGGCGAGGAUUAUGUGUCCUGCGCUUACUGCAAGUUAUCUCUCGAUGGCUGGGAACCGAAAGACGACCCUUUCGAAGAACACUAUAAAAGAUCGCCAGAUUGUGUUUUCUUCCAGUUCGCAGGGAAUACCGCACCGACUAAGCGCCCAAAAGCGAAGAAGGGACGCGCGUCGAGGGCGUCGAGAUCAUCGAAGGCAUCGACGCGGUUAUCAACACAGUCAAGCUCGCAAGAUGUGACUAGCUUGUCUGAGGCUCCUAGUGUCGCUCUCGAGGAUAUUCCCGAUCUGGAGGACUCCAUCGACGAGGGUGAGAUGUCUACGAUGUCCGUCGUGUCCGUCAUUUCAACGGCAUCGACAGCAACCACGAAAGCCAAGCGGAAAGGCGCAGGUGGCCGGUCAAAGACGGCAAAGUCGAAGAAAGCCAAGACCACGCGAUCCACAAAGACGAAGAAGGAAGAUUCUCAACCUGAAAUUGAACUCGAAGUGCAGCCCGAGCUAGUACAGGAGAUACCAGAGACUUCGAAAGGCGUCGUGGUCGAGUCUGUACCGUUACAGGCAGAAGAGGUCUAUCGAACGCCAGAAACCGAAGAGCGAGAGGAGCAAGUUGUGCCUGGUCCUGCGCCUACUCCCUCCGCAGAAGUCGCAUACCCGACCAUUCCCCUAAAGAACACUCCACCCAGGAUAUCAAACUCACCGCGGCAUUUAAGCCCCGUCGCCGCACAAGAUCAGUCACCUACGCCGAUAAAACCACGAUCAAAUCGUUCAUCGCUAGCCUCGGCCCAGAAAUCAACCCCCAAGUCAGCAACAACAAAAUCACACCUACAGCCAAAAUCCGCCACCGCCCGUUCAUCUUCACGAACCCAACCGCAAAGUCAACAGGCCGAUAACCUCUCCCCUUCGCCUUCUCCCUCGCCAGCAACAUCCGACCUAGAGAACGCGCCUCCUUCCACGCGCUCUCCACGGUCACGCCCUCCAAUCGCGACAUCCUCGAUCUCGCCGCUUCCUCCCAACCCGAAACUCAACGUGACGAGCACUUCUUCCUCUCCUCCCAAGACGCUCAUGCCCCAUUGGACGCCCGCAGACGUGGAGCUGAUCUUUGCGCAUACCACGCCCGCACGCGCCGAGUGCGAGGUUCUCCUCGCUCUGACGGGCUCGCAGCUCUCAAGCCCGGAGAAGGAUAUGACGGUGCAGGAGUGGAUCGAGUUCAUCGCCGCGCGGGCAGAGGAGGGGCUGCGUACUGAGGCCGAGCGCGUGGUGAGCGUGUUUGAGCGCGAGGGUCAGCGCGCCAUGGGCGUGUUGGAGGCGAUUCCUUGUGUAUGA